AUGGCCAAGUCAUGCCGGGAUGGUUUUGCGCACAAGAUGCAAAAACCUACCCACAACCAAUCUCCUGCAUCGACAUUAACAUUGCAACACCAUCUCCUCCUGGACCAACAGGAGCAAUAUAUCGAUGACCUUGGGGUCCCCCCUGUCAACGUAUAUGGUGACUACCAGCCGAUAUGGAAGGCAAAUGAAUACAUGCAUGAUGAAUACAUGUAUCCUACUCCGCCAUUGACCGCCUCCAUUGUGUCAGAGGACGAUGCCUCCUCCUCCUCUGGUCUCUCGGCCUGUUCCGAAUCUCUCCCCAACUCAGACGACAUCCCUAAAAAUCCAUUUCCUCGAAUUUCGAAACCCGUAGAGCUUCUGCGACAUUCAUAUGAUUGCGUUGUUAUAGGAUCUGGCUAUGGAGGUUCCAUUGCUGCCUCGCGCAUGGCGAGAGCAGGCCAGUCCGUUUGCUUGUUGGAGCGAGGAGAAGAAAGAUGGCCCGGGGAGUAUCCCACUGACUCAAUGGAAACAUUAAAACAAUGGCGAUUUACGGGCGAUCUCACUCCGAGUUCCCUUGGUAAAAUUGCUAUCAACAGCGGUAAUCCCACUGGCAUGUUUAAUCUCUUUUUUGGUCGUGAUCAGAGUGUUAUUCUUGGUAAUGGGCUAGGAGGUGCAAGCCUAAUCAACGCAAAUGUAUUCCUCGAAGCAGACAAAGAAAUCCUCAAGACGGGCUUUUGGCCCCCCGAAAUUCGAAAAGACCCUGAACAUUUGGAUAAGUACUACCAAAAAGUCAGAGAUGUGCUUGAGCCGGAAACAUAUCCGGACGACUGGCCAGCACUCAAGAAGACGGAAAUCCUCUACAAGCAAGCCAAUGUUCUUGGGCUAGCCGACAAGUUCUGCAAAGUUCCUCUUACAACACGUUUCCGACCUGGCCCCAAUAGUUCAGGGGUCAACAUGUCAGCGUCAACACUCACGGGACAAGAUAGCACAGGCCUGAAUGACGGCUCGAAAACCACAACUCUAGUGACGUAUCUCGCCGAUGCGUGGAAUUGGGGUGCCGAAAUGUUCUGCAAGUGCGAGGUGAGGUAUAUCGAAAAGGUGCAAGAUGAGCGCGGCGGUUACUUGAUCUACUUUGCGUGGCAUGGCCGCGGUCGUGAACGGUUCGCAGCAGAAAACACUUAUGGUGAUCUGAUGUGGGUUCACGCAAAGAAAGCCGUCUUCCUCGGUGCCGGUUCGAUUGGCACUACAGAAAUCCUACUGCGAAGCAAGCAGAUGGGUUUAAGUAUGAGCGACUGGGUUGGCCGUGGAAUGAGCGGCAAUGGAGACGUGCUAGCAUUUGGACACAACUGCAAACAAGAAGUAAACGCUCUCGGAAAGGCGUCGCCAGAUCCAGCAAACCCCGUCGGUCCAACCAUUACCUGUGCCAUCGACAACAGAAAGGGCCUUGCGAAUCCGCUUGACGGCUAUAUAAUCCAAGAGGGCACCAUGCCACAUGCAUUUUCCACACUGCUGCAGUGCGUGCUGGAUCUUCUGCCAGGCAGCCAUUCCCCUGACAAGUCGCUGGUUGAGCGAACUCAAGAGGCAAUGGGCUUGUGGAAGAGCAGGCUGCUCGGACCGUUCUCCAAAACGGGGCUUUUAGGAAAUACCCAAGUGUUUCUCAUCAUGUCCCAUGAUGGGAGUCAAGCAACGCUGAGUCUCAAAAACGACCGACCCGUUUUGGAGUUUCAAGGAGUGGGGAAAAGCGACCGCAUCAGGAGAUUCCAUGAUAUCCUCGAGAAGGCGACAGACGCCGUUGGCGGAACCCUGGUGUAUACUCCGAUGUAUCACUUCAUGAACAAGCACCAGAUAACAGCCCAUCCUCUUGGUGGUGUACCAAUGUCGCGGGAUAACACAGCAGCAAACGGGGCGACGAAUCACCUGGGCCAGCUCUUCACCGGCAACGAUACCUCAGAAACUCAUCCCGGUCUCAUCGUGGCCGACGGAGCCGUCAUCCCGACCUCCAUCGGCGUAAACCCGCUUGCAACUAUUGCCGCCCUGGCCGAACGAACAGUCGAGGCGUAUGCCAGAGAAAACGGCCUCAUCAUCAACGAGACGAAGAACGAUGUUUUAGACCUCUUUGGAGAGCCAGCCCACAAGCCAGGAGACAGGCACUCUUCCAAGUCGACUUAUACUUCCGAUGAUGAAACGCCUGAUCAAAUGUUGAACAAGAUCGAACUGCUUAGACAGAAGAGCGUUGAAUUCACGGAGCUAAUGUCUGGCUUCCUCCACAAGACUUCAUCAAGCGCGGCAGUUGACGACACGUCUGCCUAUGAGUCAGACUUUCGCGCCGGCAAAGGUCGGGGAGAGAUUGGGAGAUUGCUAGUCAGCGCGACAAUCUUUGACGGCGACGUACUGAGGGAUGAGUCUCAACCCAGCGGUAUGCUCACAGGCACAUUCGUCUGUCCAACCAUUGAAGGCUCGCCGUUCAUGUUAUCAAGAGGCGACUUGGGGUUAUUUAAGAGAACCCACAAAGCUACAGGAAGCAGCGUACUGACGUACGAUUGCGACAUGUCCGGCGCAAACGGUCGCAGCCUUCGUCUCCGUGGCUACAAACUGGUCGACGCAUCUGUGUCUCUUAGUCCCCUCCAGAUGUGGCGCUCCACAACGACCCUCUACGUUUCUAUAACGGAAAAGGGCACUCAUAAUGAAGAUGCUAACCAGGAGCGAAUCGUUUGGGAUUUCAUCUCUGAGAUGAUGACUCUAACUCCCUCUGGAAACAGCUUCCUCAACAAGGCCGUGAACAUGUCCAAAUUCAUGUCCUUCUUCACAUCUAAAUCACUAUCACAUUUUUUAACGCCACUAGGCUCACUCGAGUAUCCAGAACAGGGAUUCGUCUCAUAUAUGAAUUACACGCCUCCAUCUCAGACAUACACCGUAGUCGCUAGCGAUGGCAUCGAGACGGAGCUGCACAUGUGGGAACCGAGCCCAAGCGCUGUUGCCACUGAUUCAUGGGGCUAUCCUGUUAAAGUUGAGAGCCUUUUCAUGAUUCCCGGCGCAUCUGUCGACCAUCAAAUCUUUGCGUUGCCGACUAUCCCUUUCAACGCCAUCAAUUACUUCACACGCGCUGGCUACCGGGUUUUCGUGACGGUGCAUCGAAUUUGCCAGCUAAAGUCAACAAAAAAACAGGACUGGACAACAUACGACUCUAGGCUCGAUAUCAAGGCCUGCUUACAACAAAUCCGAAGAGUCUACGGUAACAACAAAAUAUACACCAUUGCUCACUGCAUGGGAUCUGUCGCUUUCGCCAGUGGUCUCCUCGAUGGAACUAUCCCAUCCGAGUGGAUACUAGGAAUCACCUGCAGUCAAGUGUUUAUGAAUCCAAUAUGGAACACUAUGAACAUGAUCAAGGCCAGGUCGCCAGUGGCGAUAGACAAAAUAUAUGACUCAGUCUUGGGGAAUUGGUUAGACUGCAGCACGUCGAACGAAGACUCCUUGGCCCAGCGAACUUUGAACCAGAUGUUACGGUUUUGGCCGGAAAAGAGAGGCGAGGCAUGUAAGAAUGCCGCCUGCCACCGUACGACAUUGCUGUUUGGACGUUGCUGGAGCCACCACAACCUUAACGAGGAGACGCACCGAAACAUGGAUCGCUUCUUUGGCGGAAGUUCCAUGAAGCUGAUGCAUUUAUUGAAACGGAUGGGAAGCCGUGGCUAUGUUAGCUCCAACGCUCCAGAAUACGAGGAGUUUAAGGGGCAAGAACAUAUUGAGCGCCUGCGCGGCAUUCCAAUCAUGUUCUUCGUCGGCGAGGACAGUGACGUCCUCUCUCCAAGAGCCACGGAGACGUCAUAUGAGCGCUUGAUCGACUCUUUUGGUAUAUCUGCCGGUCUUCCCGGACGAGGCGUUCAGUAUCGCCGGAGACUUGUCCCAGGCUACGGCCACUUAGACUGCUGGAUGGGACGCAACGCAUGGAGGGACGUGUAUCCCUUCGUGAGGGAGGAACUUGACCGAGUUGUUCGGGGAGAGUCGUAUCGAUUCCGCCAACCGAACGAUCGGUUCAAGUGUUUUGCAGAAGACUGUAAAUCACAUUAUUAA
Trichoderma breve is the source of this 4047-nucleotide messenger RNA. Its product is annotated as GMC oxidoreductase domain-containing protein. The transcript is spliced from 7 exons. Bases 1 to 4047 code for a protein of 1348 amino acids. Gene Ontology annotation, molecular function: oxidoreductase activity, acting on CH-OH group of donors. NCBI's taxonomy places the organism in Eukaryota, Fungi, Ascomycota, Sordariomycetes, Hypocreales, Hypocreaceae. The record is from RefSeq and is a predicted model, not a curated record.